AUGACCGUCUGCCCGAGCGCAACGGGCAGCCCUGCCGAGGAAGGCCCUCUCGGCAGCAACGGUGAGCUAGACAUUCGUCGCAUUACCAUCAUGGGCCCUUGUGGGUCCGGUAAGUCAACCCUAGCGGCAAGGCUAGCCUCGGCGCUGGAGGUGCCUGUCCUUCACCUCGACUCCGUGAACUUCAAGCCCUACUGGGUCCAGCGCACACCCGCCGAGUUUCAAGCCCGUCUCGCCAGCGUGCUUCCUUCCACCUCCUCCUCCUCCACCGGCUCCGGACCCCGCUGGGUGAUUGAUGGCAACUACACUAGCCAGCGCGCCGGAUUCUGGCCGCAAACCACCCUCUUCAUUUACGUCGAUCUGCCGCUACCACUCGUCUCCUGGCGUCUGCUGAAGCGAACAGUAUAUCGUCUGUGGUCUGGGGAGGCAGCGUUCGGCGUAGAAGGCUGUGUUGAGUCGUUUGGGAUGACAUUUGCUAGCAAGGGCAGCAUCUUGCUGUAUUUCGUGCAGGCCUACUUACUAGGGGCAGGAAAACGCGAGAGGGAUAUGAAGAUGGUGGCGGAUGAGGUAGGGGCACGGAGGAGUCGAGGAGAUGUUGAUGUCAAGUCCAACACCCACUCUGCCACCACGAGGUUCCUGAUGCUCAAGUCGACCGCGGACGUGGAAAACUGUUUCCAGGUCAUCACCGAGGCGUCCAAGAAGCGCAUUUGA
Fimicolochytrium jonesii is the source of this 708-nucleotide messenger RNA. RefSeq lists its product as uncharacterized. The transcript has a single exon. Lineage: Eukaryota; Fungi; Chytridiomycota; Chytridiomycetes; Spizellomycetales; Powellomycetaceae. The coding region runs from base 1 to 708 and encodes 235 amino acids. The record is from RefSeq and is a predicted model, not a curated record.